UGUUUGAUGCAAGCUUUUUUUUUGUUGCUCUUCUUCGGCUGCUGGUUUGGGGAGAGUUGGUUGAUGAGUGAUGAGACUCAACGUCGGAAUCGGUGGACUCAAAGCUUGCUUGUGUUAGCAUAAUGUCGCUAUUUAAAAAAAAUCCCACACAUUGGAGAUCUGGUCCGAGUGUCAGCCUUUUUCCUGCUUGGCGUCCAGACCGUAGUCGGGGAGAUGUGCUCUCGCUUUCUCCAGGGCCGAAGUGUUGUCUCGCUGCGGGACUAAACCUGUUUACUAUCUCAACAGCGCAGCGAGGGUGGAGGAGGAGGAGAUCCUUAUCAGUGACGAUGAGGAGGCUGCGGUUCGCGCGGAAGACGAGAUGUUGGCCUUGAGUCUGCAGGCCCAGUUCGACCAAGAGGAGGCUCACAGCAGACCCCAGCACGACCACCAUCAUCAUCACAGCCACAACAGGGCUCUUCUGGAGUUUGAGGAACAUCUCAGCUCCGUCAUGUCCAACCAGUUGACUUGGAGGGAAAGAUUUCCCACCAAAACCUUUGAGUCUGCCACCAGCGUCGGGACAACCCAGUGUCAGAUCUGCUUCUGUGACUACACUGCCAGGGAGAAGCUGAGGGUGUUGCCAUGUUUUCAUGACUACCACGUCCCAUGUAUUGACCGAUGGUUAAUGGAUAAUAGCACCUGUCCGAUCUGCAGAGUGAACCUGGCUGACUGACUCCCUUGCCCUCCUGACCCUCUGACCUCUGCAGGCGUUUGUAGUGCUAGCUGGCUGUUCAUUAAGUUCAUCUUAGUUCAUUUCCUGUUUUAUUUUGAAAUACAUUUCCUGUGCUCCUUUGUUAACUUCACGUAACCUGUGUUUCCCUGUGAUUGUCUGCACCUGUUCCUAAUGUGUCUUAUUACCUCUGCCUUCUUGUGUAUAUAGGGUGUGGCGGAAAUGUCCUUCCUGUCUACUUUUCCUUGCCCUAGGGGGAAACGUCAUGAGGUCAAGGAAAGGUGUAAAGGAGGACUGACAGGACUUAGGAAAAGCCGACAGGGCUGCUCAGAGAAUGCGACUAGACUUUCACUAUACCACGUCAUCAUGCGACAGCGGAUGUUAUUGACGUGUGUCUGCCGAGGUGAAACUACAAAUUCCGAAGACGGACUACAAAAAACGCGGCGGCUCCAUCCAUCAUGUUUCAGUGUGUUUUACCACCGUGUGACAUCAGAUGUAAA
Molecule: messenger RNA, 1206 nt
Organism: Scophthalmus maximus (turbot)
Lineage: Eukaryota; Metazoa; Chordata; Actinopteri; Pleuronectiformes; Scophthalmidae
Product: E3 ubiquitin-protein ligase ATL59-like
Exons: 6
Coding region: 359-709 (116 amino acids)
Biological process (GO): protein ubiquitination; positive regulation of DNA-templated transcription; ubiquitin-dependent protein catabolic process
Cellular component (GO): nucleoplasm; cytoplasm
Molecular function (GO): ubiquitin protein ligase activity
Source: RefSeq, a predicted model, not a curated record